This is a messenger RNA of Paraphaeosphaeria sporulosa, 331 nucleotides long. RefSeq lists its product as uncharacterized. The coding region runs from base 158 to 331 and encodes 57 amino acids. The record is from RefSeq and is a predicted model, not a curated record. The transcript is spliced from 2 exons. NCBI's taxonomy places the organism in Eukaryota, Fungi, Ascomycota, Dothideomycetes, Pleosporales, Didymosphaeriaceae.
ACGAAUUGCCGGGAGCUCGUUCCCUCUUCGACUGGAAAAUCUUAAAAACGCGCCUCCCACGACAAUCGCGAAAUUUCCACCUCUUCCGUCUUCUGUAUCCUCGUCCACUGCUGUGCUUUCUUUGAGUGCACGUCAUUCUCGCCCUAACGCGUCGACAAUGGCGCCCUUCAAGCCAAGUACCGAAGACUUCUACUUCGAACUGGGCAUAAUUCAGAUUGCUACGCAAGCUGAAAUCAAGUUGGCGUACCGUAAGCUUGCCCUGCUAGGCCACCCGGACAAGACGGGAUGUGUCAAGGAUGAUGCCGACUUCAAGAGUGUCUAUAAAGCGUAA